This is a messenger RNA of Desarmillaria tabescens, 1057 nucleotides long. RefSeq lists its product as uncharacterized. Lineage: Eukaryota; Fungi; Basidiomycota; Agaricomycetes; Agaricales; Physalacriaceae. The transcript has 8 exons. The record is from RefSeq and is a predicted model, not a curated record. Gene Ontology annotation, molecular function: hydrolase activity, acting on ester bonds. The annotation marks the transcript as partial.
UCCAGCGGUGACUCGUACACCCAAACGGGGUUCACCACCACUGGUACCGUACCAGCUGUGGGUAACCCACUGGGGAACCCUCCCUAUCCAGGUUGGACAUCGACCGGAGGCCAGAAUUGGGUGGACUAUGUCACGACGGUGGAUAACACCUCUCUUGUUUUGACGUAUAACUUAGCUUCAAAUUCGCAACUCAACGGUCAAGUUCGGUUGCUAACAUCUUGGGCAGGCGCUACGAUCUCCGCAGACCUAGUGGCGCCCUUCGAUCCUACCGUCCUCUCGCUCACGGAUCAGGUAAACCAGUUCCUGGAUAGCUAUGCUGCGAAGCCGUCGACUACGCCGUGGACGAGCGCGAGUACGCUAUUUUCGGUUUGGAUUGGGAUUAAUGAUAUUGGGAAUAGCUAUUACUUGGGUGGUGAUCGGGAUGCGUUCUCGGAUACGCUGUUAGAUGCAUAUUUCGCGCUUGUGGAGAAACUCGUGCGUCGCAUGGUUGGCGCGAGGAACUUUUUGUUCUUGAACGUCCCGCCGGUGGACCGGUCGCCACUGAUGCUCGCUCAAUCGACCUCGAGUCAGGCUCUCGAGAAAUCCGUGAUAGCUGGGUUUAACAGUAAACUUGUGGCUCGUGCUGCUGCUCUGGAGGCCAACUAUAGUUGUGUUAAAGCUUGGAUGUGGGACUCGAAUGCUGCGUUUACGGCGAUCCUGGAUGAUCCCACCAGUUAUGGUUUCCAGGAUGCGACGAGCUAUGGAGAUGGUGACGGUCUCUUUUGGCUUAAUAACCUUCACCCCACCAGCUACGCACAUGCGUAUUUCGGCCAGGACGUAGCAAAUGUCCUUGGAGGAUUUAUUUGAGGGGGGGGAGACUUCAUAGUAGUCGAUGUAACAUUUGAAUGGGCGUAAUACUUCCUCCUUCUCGAGUGCAAGUAUGUUAGCGUGUUAAAAAUUGGAGGGCACAAAUUAUUUGAUCACAAGAGUUCAGUGAUUUUCUAUGAAGAUAUACACGUCCGUGUCAGUUGUUACAUGGAUAUCUGAAUGAGAUCUGGAGGGUGGUUCCGGAGUGGGA